AUGUUGGGAAAUGGACCAGACCAGAUCCAUGCGUGUGAACCAUUCGAUGUGGCGGAGCGCGAGGUCGGUCUAGAAGAUGUCGUGACGGAUCUCGUCAGGGGUGCUCUGUUUGUGGUUUCAUUUGAGGCGGUGGCAGGUUUGGCAGGGGAUGUGUCGCAUCGAGUGGAUGACGACGCCGGAACGCUAACUGACAUGUUGGCAGCUCCAGCUGUGACGCCACGUGCUCCUUUAAAAGACAGAAGCGUCAACGCUGAGACGCCGAAUGUUGCGAAUCUGGGAAGCAAGGUGUCUACGCAGACGUGGAACGAGAUUGACGCAGAAGCCAACGCGAGGAUAGAAGCGAUGCGAGAAAGCUUCAGGGAAAAGGCGAGAGUCAUUAAGGAGCAAACAGAAGCUCAGAUUAACUCUCUUCCUGAAGAAGUGGCUCAAAUGCCUGUGGAGGAGUAUCUGAAGCUGAAGAAGCUAUCGCUUGAGGAACUUUUGAUUAUUCAACAAAUCAGCACAAGCCAGUAA
Messenger RNA from Closterium sp. Yama58-4, 513 nucleotides. The record is from the annotation of a GenBank genome assembly. NCBI's taxonomy places the organism in Eukaryota, Viridiplantae, Streptophyta, Zygnematophyceae, Desmidiales, Closteriaceae.